AUGAUUAAUAGGCCGAUGGACCAUAGGUAUCCCGUGUGGGUCAACGAUGAACCGGAUACCGAUUUGGAUAACAUGAUAGUUGACAUCCUCAAUGGUCAACUAAAUGAGAGGUUUUGGGAUGGACUGACGUGUACCGAGGGCGUGAAAAGAAAAUAUCAGGCGAGGGCACCUGCUGUUCCAGAUACAGUGGAUGAGAUUGAGUCAGUGAAAGGCCUCACAACAAAAAUAGAAAGCAUCGAUGUUAGUGUAGCUGACAAGGUUAUUAAAGCAAUCGAAGCUACCAUAGAUGCUAGAGUGGAUGCUAGAGUGGAUGCUAGAGUGGAAGUACAACAAGCUGAAUUAAAGAAGAAUAUUGCAAGAUUGGAGGAAGAAGUAAAUUUUCUUAAAACCAAGGUUGUUGUGGCAUCUCCUGAUGUGAAUAUUUCUGCUGGUGUGGGCAACUCUAAGGCGUAUGAGGAUGAUGGCGGUAGUAGCAACGAAUUGUCAUGGAUCCUUCAGAAGAAGAUCGGUUCAAAAGAUGGACUACCAAUGCAAUGUGUUGUGAAGAAGGAGAAAAUAGAUAAGAAGACUAUCAAGAAGGACGAUCUUAAGAACAAGGAAGUGAAAAAGAAAGGAAGGACAACUCAAAUACCACUUAAAAAGGUGAAGCUAGAGAAGGCGUUCGAGAUCCCACAACUAAAUGAUGCAUCGAUUUCGACAGCAGGUUUGGAAACAACUCAGAUGUGGGAGAAGAGUGUACAAUGUAGGGCUGUGUUGGACAAGCUUGCGGCAACUUACUUGGAUCCUUCCCAGAAACGCAAAACGCAGUUGACGCAGACUCAAAUGGAUGUAUGA
This is a messenger RNA of Eruca vesicaria subsp. sativa (arugula), 834 nucleotides long. Lineage: Eukaryota; Viridiplantae; Streptophyta; Magnoliopsida; Brassicales; Brassicaceae. The record is from the annotation of a GenBank genome assembly.